GAAAAAAAGGCUCCUAAUCUAGAGAGAGAAACAAAAGAGAGAGAGAGAGAGAAGAGAACACGUAGUGGAAUUUGGUCCGCGCGCAACGGAGGACACACAGAAGAACGCGACAAGGAUUUUGGUCUCGAAUGUCUGGUGAUACAUCGUUGUCCGGAUUGGUUUUGGAGGGAAUUGACGAGGUGGAGGAUUACGUUUGGGAAAAUGAAGGAGAGGGAUCAUUGCCAUGGGAUCAGCUUAGUCAUGUUUUCGAUCUCGUGCAGACAGGAAAUCAGGCUCUUGGAGAACAGCAAUUUGUGGAGGCAAUCAAUUGUUACUCAAGAGCCAAUAAUAUCAAACCUGGUGAUCCUGUUAUUCUUGGCAAUCGCAGUUAUGCACAUAUCAGGUUCAGCCAAUUCUUAAAACACAGACCUGCUUCUGUUUCUGAAUGUCAGCCAUUAAAUGGCUUGGAUCUGACCAUUCAUGCUGAACUUGCUUUGAAGGAUGCUGAGAAGCGAGUAAAUCUCCGAAGUGAUUCAGUACAUUCUUACAUCCUAAAAGCUAAUGCUCUCAUUUUGUUAGAAAAAUAUGAUCUGGCCCGGGAUGUUAUUCUCUCUGGCCUUCAGGUGGAUCCUUUCAGCAAUCCACUUCGGGCUUCUUUACAGAAUUUGGAGAAAAUGCCACUGCGACCCAGUUCUAUGGGAAGGAAAAACCAUGGAAAACCAGAACGUACAGAUGACUUUGACUGCACACUUUGCCUUAAGCUACUAUAUGAACCUGUCACGACUCCUUGUGGACAUUCUUUCUGCCGUUCAUGUCUUUUUCAGUCGAUGGACCGAAGCAACAAAUGUCCACUUUGUCGAACAGUCCUCUUUAUCAGUCCCAGAACAUGCACAAUAAAUGUGACGAUGAACAACAUUAUACAGAAGAACUUCUCAGAGGAAUACACAGAAAGAAAGGCGGAGCAUGACAGUUUGACAAACUUUGGCGUUGAUUUGAUACCUCUUUUUGUCAUGGACGUUGUAAUUCCAUGUCAAAAGAUUCCACUUCACAUUUUUGAACCCCGGUACAGACUUAUGGUGAGAAGAAUUAUGGAAGGAAAUCGUCGGAUGGGAAUGGUUAUCAGUGAUCCUACAAGAGGUUCGAUAGCUGAUUAUGCUUGUGAAGUGGAGAUAACUGAGUGUGAGCCACUUCCGGAUGGAUGUUUCUAUAUAGAGGUUGAAAGCCGACGAAGAUUUCACAUCCUUCAAUCUUGGGAUCAAGAUGGGUACCGGGUUGCUGAGGUGGAAUGGAUAUGUGAUAAUCAACCAGCACAGCCAGAAGAAUUGCAACAAUUAACAAAUGAUGCAGCAGACUAUGCUUUGUUGUGGUUAAGAACGGUGAAGGAAGCCGCAGGACAAGAUCGAAGAAGACUCGAGAGACUUCUUAACGUGGAAUCUAUGAUGCCUAGACCAUUGGAUCCUGAGCGCUUCAGUUUCUGGCUUGCUACACUCUCAAACAAAACGCCUUUAGAGAGAUUGGAUCUCUUGCACUUAACCGAUACAAGAGAGAGGAUAACUGGAGGAUUAAUAUUCCUCAGAGCAGCAGAACAAGGAUGUAGGGUCCAAUGAGGAUACGUGAAAUAUUGGAUCCUUUGAAAAAAACAUUGAUACAAUAGCAAUUCAAACAUUAUAUAUAUACAUAUAAGAGCGAUUCAAUAUUCUUUGGUCCACAUGAUAAGGUGUGUGGAUCCCUUAUUUUGUUGUAACAUAUGGUUUUGAUGAAGUCAAAUAUUUUGACUUGACAAAGCAUUCUUUGAUAUUUUUUUUUUGUGAAAUGUUGUUUGGAUUAUUCAAGAGAAAUAAUAUCAUAUUUGAU
This is a messenger RNA of Tripterygium wilfordii, 1833 nucleotides long. Its product is annotated as LON peptidase N-terminal domain and RING finger protein 2. Gene Ontology annotation, molecular function: protein binding. The transcript has 19 exons. Bases 129 to 1586 code for a protein of 485 amino acids. NCBI's taxonomy places the organism in Eukaryota, Viridiplantae, Streptophyta, Magnoliopsida, Celastrales, Celastraceae. The record is from RefSeq and is a predicted model, not a curated record.